Raphanus sativus (radish) is the source of this 1331-nucleotide messenger RNA. RefSeq names its product NAC domain-containing protein 71. NCBI's taxonomy places the organism in Eukaryota, Viridiplantae, Streptophyta, Magnoliopsida, Brassicales, Brassicaceae. Gene Ontology annotation, molecular function: DNA binding. The transcript is spliced from 4 exons. The record is from RefSeq and is a predicted model, not a curated record. Gene Ontology annotation, biological process: regulation of DNA-templated transcription. The coding region runs from base 232 to 1080 and encodes 282 amino acids.
CUUCUCAGCAGCAUAAACUUCCGAACGUCAAAACAUUAUUCCAAUAUUAUAGACUCUUUUUUAUUCCUUGAGCCUAGAGAAACACAAUAAUUAAACACUGGGGCCUUGUCACCUAGAAAUUUCACACUGUUUUUACAAGAAAGUGACUGAAUCAAAGAGCUUAAUACUUCUGGAUUUUUUCAACUCCGUAAAACCGAAAGAAACAUUUGAAAGAAAAUAUAGAUAUAGACGAUGGCGAGAUCAUAUUUACCACCUGGUUUCAGAUUUCACCCAACAGAUGAAGAACUAGUGGGGUAUUACCUGCACAGGAGAAACGAAGGGCUUGAAAUUGAGCUCGAAAUAAUUCCUUUAAUGGAUUUAUACAAGUUUGAUCCUUGGGAACUUCCUGAGAAAUCCUUCUUGCCAAAUCGAGAUAUGGAAUGGUUUUUCUUCUGUCACCGAGACAGAAAAUAUCAAAACGGAUCUCGAAUAAACAGAGCAACUAAAUCUGGUUACUGGAAAGCUACUGGUAAAGAUAGAAACAUCAUUUGCCAGUCUUCUUCUUCCUCGUCUUCACCAAUCAAUGGGUGUCGAAAAACCCUAGUUUUUUAUUUGGGUCGAGCCCCUUUUGGUGGUAGAACAGAGUGGGCAAUGCAUGAGUAUCGUCUCUUUGAUAGCGAUUCUUCAGAAAAAUCACGGAAUUUCAAGGUAGACUUCGCGCUAUGCCGCGUGGUAAAGAGGAAUGAGGUUACACUUAAGAAAUGUGAAGCCAGUUCACUGGAGGUUCCAGAUGACCCAUUGGCCAACAAUGUUGACAUUCCUUGUGAAGCAAGAUACACAGGAACGGGUUCAUAUGACGCACAUAAUACACUCCGGGCUUCUCCUGAUUUCAUCCUUGAAUCAUCGACUAAGGGGAAUUCACAAUCGCGAACAGAAGAAGAUUCUGGUUUCCAAGUGUUUGCACUACCCGAAUUUGAAUACCCAUCAGAGUUCUUUGCAGAUUUGAAUUUCGACAGGGGAAUGGAGAAUCCUUUUACUUUCGUUAAUUAUCAAGAAGCUCAUGUGAACGAUGAAGUCAUUAACUAUGGUGUUCUUCUUUAAAAAGAAAAAAUAAUAGUAUAACUCACUCUACAUGGAUCAAGAUCUAACUAUAAUCCCUUUUAUUUGAAAUAUAGAUCUGUUUGUGUGUACACAUGUAGUAUAGUUGCAUAAUAUAAAUAUAAAACUGCAAGAUUCUCUUAAGCAUCAACUAGUAGUGGUUAUAAAUUUAUAUAUACACUUUUCUAAGACCUUUAAUUUAGGUCUCAAAAGUAUGUUUAAGCAAUGUAUAAUAUAUAUACCAGCUACGUAAA